Molecule: messenger RNA, 1806 nt
Organism: Monopterus albus (swamp eel)
Lineage: Eukaryota; Metazoa; Chordata; Actinopteri; Synbranchiformes; Synbranchidae
Product: caldesmon, smooth muscle-like
Exons: 15
Coding region: 94-1617 (507 amino acids)
Biological process (GO): muscle contraction
Molecular function (GO): myosin binding; calmodulin binding; actin binding
Source: RefSeq, a predicted model, not a curated record
UAGAAGAAGGAGAAAAAGAGAGCAGCUACAGGAGCAGUCUAAAACUCCAGAACCAGAACCCGGGACCACACCCCAGGACCAGCCCGGUCCACCAUGUCCGAGUCCAUCAGAAGGAGAAGCUCCAGCAGGCAGGUGCUGCAGAACCUCAUCAGGGUGACAGCCCAGCGGAGCCAGGAGGAUGCUGAGGAGGUGGAGCGGGAGCGAAGGAGGAGAGCCAGGGAGAAGCAGAGAGUGGAGGGGAGACCGUCCUGGCCAGAGCCCCCACCUCACAACACUGGGUUGGAUGAGGAGCUGAAGCCUAGCUGCCUUUUGGUUCUGGAGGAGGACGAAGGCUUCAGUGACUGGACUCACAGGUUGGAGAACCGUCAUGAGCAGGAGGCACAGGACAACUGCAGAGCCAGCGAGCAGAGACCUUCUGCACCACAAUGGGCAGAGCCUGAGGAUCAGGAGGACAAAGAGGAGGUGGGACAAGAGGCAGAACAAAGCAGCCAGUCCCAGGAACCUUCAGCAUCACCUCCAGAAAAGAUGUCCAGCAUCAGAAAGGAUGCCAGACCGUCAUACAGCUUGUCGGUGUUUCUGCCACAGGACGCCAGGCUGCAGCGUGCCACAGGCCAACCAGCAGACAGGAUGUCCUACCUGGUGGCAGGGACACUGAGGCCGCCUGGACGGGUAUGCAGAGUGGAUGGGGAGGUGGAGCGGAGCAAAGAGGAGGAAGAGGUGCAGCACACUUUACGAGCUGAAGACGAUCUGGAGGAGGAAGAACUGAGCUUCAUAUGUGAAGAGAGGGAUGACUUCCAGCUCGGGAGGGAGCAGAGACACAGGGAAGAGGAGGAGGAACAGCAUAAGACGCCACACCAGAGAUCAGUGGAGAGCAGAGCCUGGAGGAGUGAGGAGGUGAACAGAAGAGCUGCAGAUUCUCUCUGCAACAGCAGCGACAGCGAGGAGCUGGUAAACUGCUACGGUCCCAUGAGCCCCACAUUCAAGAAACUCCUCAUACAGUUUUACCCAGAUGAGGUCAACAGAAGAGUCUCGACAGAUGGAAAAUGCACGAUCACAGAAAGAACAGAGUCUUUGAGGAAAUGCACCAACACCAUGAAGAAGACGCCGUCACCUGUCGCUGUUUCUAAGAUUGACAAGAAACUGGAGCAGUACACACAUGCUCUCGAGGUCUCCUCAAAGGAAAGCAGACCGGUGUGUCAGGUGCUGACAGAUGCAAUGAGCCCCACUGAACCCGUUGCUUCCAAGAAGAGCCUGUUUGAGGCCGGAGAAGCCUGGAGCCAAAACCCCGUCCCAGUCACACCAUCUAAGGAUGCAGAUGGUUUAAAAGUGGGUGUGGCUGAUCUCAUCAAUCAGUGGGUGAGAGGAAGCGAAGAUGGGAGCGGGUGCAGCUCACCCACCAUACCUGCAGAAAUAAAACCGGGAGGUGUUUUAAACAAGAAAAACUUAUGGGAGAGCCUUGGUGACACAGUGUCUUCUGGAAGGGAAGGAAAGGAGACCUCCUCUGGUAAAAGGCAUAAAUUUGUGGUGACUGGUCACGGCAAGUACGAGAAGGUUUCUGUUGACAGCAGCGAUGACAUAAACUGUCAGUCAGCUGGACUGUUCUAUGAAGACUUGUGAAACAUGCUGGACACAUGCUGAAUUUUGGAUUAUGAAAAAAAACUUUGAUACCAGACAAAUUUUAGCCACUAUUAAUUUUGUGUAUUUCAAGCCUUAGGUUGGAAAUGUUCUUAAAUCCAUUUCUAAUGGCAAUUUUCUUUUGACAUUUCUUCUGAUCAUUUUUACAAAAGAGAAUAAAAAUGGUGAGUA